AUGAAGACUCGUAUUACUCUCUUUCUUGUACUAUAUAUAGUUUUGGGUAAAAUUAUAACAGAGUGUACAGAAAAACCUCCCGAGGCACCUGUUCUUCCCAAGGAUGGGAAUACUGCAAGUUCUGGUACCGGAAGUACAAGCUCACAAACUCCUUUACCUUCUCAACCUCCUCCAACUGGAAGUCUGCCUUCCGCUUCCCCAGGUGUACCACUUACACCAGAACCUGCAAAGCAAGAAGCCUCAGAUAGAGAAACUGAAACUUUAUCACAAGGAAAAGAUCUGCCUAAUGAAGUAGCUACCAAUGGGGGUAACACAAAUGGAGGAACUCCGCCACCUAAUGCACCUGAAACUGCAAAUACCCCAAAUAUAAUUCUGGUAAAGUCUGCAUUACUAAAAGAUUAUAACGGGGUAAAAAUUACAGGGCCAUGUAAGGCAAAGUUUCAUCUGUUCCUCGUUCCUCAUAUAACUAUUGAAGUUGAAACAGAAAACAAUAAGAUAAUACUUAAGUCAAAAUUGGACGAAUUAAAAAAAAAAAAAAAAGGACAAUCGAUCGAUCAAGAUUUAAAUAAAAAUUUAGAAUUUGAAAAAAAUAAAGAUAACUUAAAAAACACUUGUACGAAUGGGAAAACUUUUAAAUUUGUUGUAUACACGGAAGGGAAUACAUUAACUCUUAAAUGGAUGGUUUACGACACUGAAAUUGCAGCGAGUACAAAGAAAAAUGUUGACAUGAGAAAAUAUCUUAUGAAAAACUUAGAUCGACCAAUUACUGCAAUCCAAGUAUACAGUUCAGAAGCAAAUGCAAAAACAUUUUUAGUUGAAAGCAAGGGGUACUCUAUAAAAAGUAACAUGCCUGAAAUGUGUGAACUAAUAGCAAUCAAUUGUUUUCUGAGUGGUAAUAUAGACAUAGACAAAUGCUAUCAGUGUACAUUAUUGACAGAACACGCAGAUAAGAAUAAUGAAUGUUUCAAAUAUGUAUCUUCUGAAGUUAAGGAUAAAUUUAAUGAAAUAAAAGCUAAGGGGCAAGAUGAUGAAAACCCUACGCAUAUAGAGCUUACUCAAGUGAUUGACAAUAUAUUGAAAAAGAUGUACAAGAUGGAUGAGAACAAUAAUAUGCAAUUAAUAAUAUUUGAAGGAUUAGAUGAUAAAUUAAAAUCUGAGUUAAUAAACUAUUGCAAAUUGAUAAAGGAGAUAGACACAAGCGGAGCGUUAGAAAACUACGAAAUGGGCAACGAAACGGACAUCUUCAACAAUUUAACAACGUUGCUACAAACACAUGCAGAAGAAACAUAUUCCUCAUUACAGCAUAAGCUAACAAACGCAGCGAUAUGUAUGAAGAAUGUAAAUGAUUGGAUAAAGAACAAAACAGGAUUAAUACUUCCUGUAUUAUCAUAUAAUACAAUUGAAAACCAAGGAAAUCCAUUGAGCUCUGAACAAUCUGAGGUGGAGGAUAAUAAAACUGGUACUGAAAAUACUGAAAAUGGUAAUUAUGAUGGGGUUAUUAAUUUAGUUUCACUUGAAGAGAGUAAUGUUAAUACUUCUCAUGUUACAGAUACAAUGUAUUGCAAUGAAGACUAUUGUGAUAGAUGGAAAGAUAAGAAUAGUUGCGUUUCAAAGAUUGAAACAAAGGAUCAGGGAAAUUGUGCAACAUCUUGGAUAUUUGCAUCUAAGGUACAUCUCGAAACUAUUAGAUGUAUGAAGGGUUAUGAACAUGCGAGCAGUUCGGCAUUAUACGUUGCCAAUUGUGCGAAUAAAGAGGCUAAGGAUAAGUGUCAUGUUGGAUCGAACCCAUUAGAAUUUCUUAAAAUUAUCGAUGAAAAUAAGUUCCUACCUUUAGAAGUAAACCUUCCAUAUUCAUAUGCAAAAGUUGGUAAUGCGUGUCCGAAUCCCCAGAAUCACUGGACGAAUUUAUGGGCAAAUGUAGAAUUAUUAGAUUCUAAAGAUGAGCCCAAUUCAUUAGGGGCUAAAGGAUAUACCGCCUAUGAGAGUGACAAAUUUAAGGGAAACAUAGAUGCAUUCAUCAACAUAAUAAAGCAUGAAAUUAUGCAUAAAGGGUCUGUGAUUGCCUAUGUAAAGGCAAAAAGUGUAAUGGGUUAUAACCUUAACGGAAAGAAGGUGCUUAACGUAUGUGGUGAUAAAAAUCCUGACCAUGCAGUAAAUAUCAUUGGGUGGGGUAACUACAUAAAUAUUGAAGGGAAUGAAAAACCUUACUGGAUAAUCAAAAACAGCUGGGGAAAAUACUGGGGUGACGACGGAAAUUUUAAGGUCGACAUGUAUGGCUCAGAACAAUGUGAACAUAAUUUCAUCCACUCUGUUGCAAUAUUCAACAUUGAUAUGCCAAUGGAUGAUGUUACUGCAGAGAAGGAUGCUGGAUUAUACAACUAUUUUCUUAAAACCUCCCCCGAUUUUUAUAAUAAUCUUUAUAAUAAGAACUUUAACCAAGAAACAUAUAAUGCUUCAUACAACGAAAAGGCGUUAGCUGGAAACUCUGAGAUUUAUGGUUCAGAGGAAGCAGCGGAGGCAUCCCAAUUAGCAGGAGCAGCAGUAUCACCAGUAUCACCAGCAAAAGAGGAAGUACCACCAAAACAUCCAGAAGAAGUACUAUCAACAACACAACCAAGAGCAUCAACAGCAGCAUCAGGAGAACAAACAUUAUCGCCAACACCAGUAUCACCACCAUCAGCACCAGUACCACCAUCAGCACCAGUACCAACAUCAACACCAGUAUCAACAUCAGCACCAGUACCAACAUCAGCACCAGUACCAACAUCAACACCAGUAUCAACAUCAGCACCAGUACCAACAUCAACAUCAGGACAAGCACCACAAACAUCAGCAGUGAAAGCUGAAGUCGCUACUACACCAAAGAGUACAACAGUUGCGGAUGUUAAAGUAUUUCAUGUACUAAAAUAUAUUAAGAAUACUAAGGUAAAAAUGAAUUUGGUUAAAUAUAACACACGUGCGGCUAUUGAUGCUGAUCACGUUUGUUCAAGGUCUUAUUCAGCAGAUCAAGACAAACUAGAAGAUUGUAUUAAAUUCUGUGAAAGCAACUGGAAUGAAUGUAUGGGGGAAAUUUCACCUGGAUAUUGUUUAACCCAAAAGAGGGGAAAAAAUGAUUGUUUUUUCUGUUAUAUAUAA
Plasmodium malariae is the source of this 3135-nucleotide messenger RNA. Its product is annotated as serine-repeat antigen, putative. The transcript has 4 exons. Gene Ontology annotation, cellular component: lysosome. Lineage: Eukaryota; Apicomplexa; Aconoidasida; Haemosporida; Plasmodiidae. The record is from RefSeq and is a predicted model, not a curated record. Bases 1 to 3135 code for a protein of 1044 amino acids. Gene Ontology annotation, molecular function: cysteine-type endopeptidase activity.